AUGUCAGGUUUCUACAAUUUAAACACUUACUUUCUAUCUCGUCAUUCUUUUUUUCUUUUUCUUUUUUGUAUCUAUUACUUUUAUUUAUCUUCCUUUAUGUUGAUAGUUUUACUUUCUUCUUUUCAUCUUGCUUUUUCAUCGUUCUGUUCACCUUUCUCGUCAACUUUCUUUUUUAUUUUAUUUUUUUCAUCUUUCAUUCUCUUUUCUUUACAUUUUUUAUCAUUUCCUCUUUUCCCUUCUUUUCAUCGUCCUUCUUUCGUUUCUUCUUUUCCAUUUUUAGCGUUCGUUCUUUUUUCUCAUCAUCCUUUUCAUCUUUAUUUUUCUUUCUUUCUUCUAUUUUCUUUUACGGUUUUGUCUUGCUUUAUUCUUGUUUUUGCAUGUGUGUUUGUUUAUUUGUUUCUUUUUUUUUUCCUUACUCUCCCCCCUCUAACUUUUUUUUACUUCUUUCUCUCCCUUUCUUUCUUUCUUUCUUUCUUUCUUUUUUCUUUCUUUCUUUCUCUUCUCCCUGCUAGCCUCCACUUCUUUCUUUCUCUUUCUUUUUUUCUCACAGCUAUCUUCUACUUUUAUCAUUCUUUCUCGUUCUUUCUCUAUUAUUCUCUCUUUUUUUCUCUAUUAUUUGCUCUCUCUCGCUCUCUCCAAUUUUCAUUUUUUAAUUUAUGUAUUGCUCUCGCCCUCUCUUUCUUUCUUUUUUCUAUUCCUUCCUCUCCCUUUCUUUGUUUCUUUUUAUUUCCCUCUUUCUUUCUCUUUCUAUUAUUUGCGCUUUUUUUUUCUUUCUUUUUUUUCUUUUUUCUUUCUUUUCUUUUUUUCUUUCUUUCUUUUUUUUUUCUUUCUUUUUUUUUUCUUUUUCUUUCUUUCCUUCUUUCUUCUCUCCUUUUUCUAGACUCCACUUCUUUCUUUCUCUUUCUUUUUUCUCACUGCUAUCUUCUACUUUUUUUCUUUUUUUUUCUUUCUUUCUUUCUUUCUUUCUUUUUUCUUUCUUUCUUAUUCUCUUUUUUUUUUCUAUUAUUUGCUCUCUCUCGCUCUCUCAAUUUUCAUUUUUUUUCGUUUUUAUUUAUUUCUCUCACUCAUUCUUUCUUUUUUUCUAUUUCCUUCCUCUCUUUUCCUUUCUUUCUUUUUUCUUUUUUUCUUUCCUUUCUCUCUCUAUCUUUCUCUUUCUAUUAUUUGUGGUCUCUCUCCAUUUUUUCAUUCAUUCUUUUCUUUCUUUCUUUACUUUUUCUUUCUUUCUUUCUUUCUUCUCUUGCGUCCCCAUUUUUGUACUCUGUUAAGUAUGGCAAGGCGAUUCAAGAAUUUGAAAUCAGAAAAAUUACCCUAAAAUAUCUAUCUGCCUGUCUGUCUAUGUUAGUCUGCAUUUAUCUUUUUCUGGUUCUUUCUUUCUUUCUUUCUUUCUCAUUCUGGUUCUAUCUAUGUUAUUCUGUAAUUUCUGCUUCUAUCUAUCUAUCUAUCUAUCUAUCUAUCUAUCUAUCUAUGUUAGUCUGCAUUUAUCUCUUUCUGGUUCUGUUUGUCUUUGUUUCUUUCUGUCUUUCUUAUUCUGGUUCUAUCUAUGUUAGUCUGUACUUAUCUUUUUCUGGUUCUAUCUAUCUAUCUAUCUAUCUAUCUAUCUAUCACAUGGGCCGCACUCGAUAUCAUAUUCAACCAAUAUGA
This is a messenger RNA of Acanthosepion pharaonis, 1641 nucleotides long. The record is from the annotation of a GenBank genome assembly. Lineage: Eukaryota; Metazoa; Mollusca; Cephalopoda; Sepiida; Sepiidae.